AUGGUUCAGGAACUUUUGAGCCAUAUGAUUCAGCAGCAGCAGCAGAGUCAAACCAAUCAUCCAGUAGAAGAUCCAUCAGAUCAUUUCUUGUGGUUGGUGAUGAUGAUGAGAAACUUAGGUUUCCGAAAAUUUAAAGGAGAUCCAAACACGGUGUUAGCAGACGCAUGGUUGAAGGAGUUAGAAACAAACUUCGAACUAUCAAGGUGUCCAGAGGAGUUUAGGAGGCCUAUUGCAGUUAAUUUCUUGGAGGAAGAUGCUCGUGCAUGGUGGGAUAGUGUAGUUCCACGUUAUCGGUACCAGUCUAUCUCAUGGGAGACAUUUAAAAGGGAGUUUGGACAAAAGUAUUUUCCACCGGAGUCGCGUGACAGAUUGGAGAAUCAGUUCCUACGAUUGGAGCAAGGUCCUAAGAGUGUUCGAGCCUAUGGAAGAAUUUUCACAAGGCUUCGAAGGUACUUGUACCAAGGAAAUGAUGAUGAAUUAGCCAUGGCCCGGAGAUUCUUUAAUGGACUCAGGCCGAACAUAAAGGCAAGACUGCACGGAGUGACGUACAAAAGCAUUGCAGAAGUAGAGGAGAGGGCCGUCAGUGUUGAGGAGGCCAUUGAGAUGGAGAAAGGGGUAGUAACCCAAGAGAAAAAGGAGGAGCCAGUAUAG
This is a messenger RNA of Camelina sativa (false flax), 651 nucleotides long. NCBI's taxonomy places the organism in Eukaryota, Viridiplantae, Streptophyta, Magnoliopsida, Brassicales, Brassicaceae. The record is from RefSeq and is a predicted model, not a curated record.